AUGCUAUUCGACGAGGCCGACUCGGAGCUACUGAAGCAGUGGAUUGUGAAGAAGUUGGAGGACGUCAGUGAUGCCGACUCGGAUGUUUUGGCCGACUAUGUCCUGGCUCUCGUCAAGACCGACGACCCAGAGCCGGUAGCGAAGGCGAGCUGUGUUGAGAACUUGCAAGACUUCCUCGGCGACACGUCUCAGAAGUUCGUGGACGAUGUCUUCACUGCCAUCAAGACCAAAGCCUACGACCCAUCCAAGCCUGCGCUGAAGGCACCCGCGCCCACGUAUCAACCGCCCCGCCGAACGAGCCUCGAGCCACCGAACCCACACACCGAGUCGCGCAAACGCUCUUAUCAUGACUGGGAUCGCGACGAAUCGCAAAACGGCCAGAUCCCGUCGUACCAAGGUGGAGAUCGGCCGGUCAAGCAGCCGCGUAGAGGUCGAGGUGGUGGAAGAGGAGGAGCCUUCGAGCAUCGAGGUGGAAGACAGAAUCAGUAUGGAGGCGCGCCCCAGGCAGCAUUUCCUCCAAUGCCCACACCGCCACCUGGAAUUCCAGCGUUCGAUCCGAACAAUCCAGUGGCAUCGAUGAUGGCUCAGUUUGCUGCAAUGACUGGGAUGCCAGGAUACCCCCAACCCCAAGCUCAGACUGAGCGAUGCAGAGAUUACGACACGAAAGGCUUCUGCGCGAGAGGAGCGCAAUGCCCGUUCGAGCACGGCAACGAUCGCUACGUUGUGCCUGGCAAUGAUCAGUACGACCCAAACCACGCCGCACUGUUGAACGUUCAACCAACACGGACAGGUACAGUCGAGACAUCACCGGGACGCCGGGGUCGGGGAGGACAGCGGGGACGAGGCGGCAACAACUAUCGCGGCGGAAACAAGCGCGCAGACUUCUCUAUGCUGGGUCAGAACAAGGACAAAUCAAUAACUGCGGUUGUCGUCGAGUCAAUACCAGAGGAUAAGUUCGACGAACAGAUUGUGCGCGAUUUUUUCGGAGAGUUCGGCAACAUCGAAGAGGUCACCAUGCAGCCAUACCAGCGGCUGGCAAUCGUCAAGUAUGAUACCUACGACGCCGCCAAAGCUGCAUAUGAAAGUCCAAAUGUGAUCUUCGACAACCGGUUCGUCAAAGUCUAUUGGUACAAGCCAGAGAAUUUCACGAAGACCCAGAGCGCGACACCGAACAAUGGCUCGUGGAAGCAGAACGGUGGAGAUGUUGACAUGCAAGAUGAGGAGCCUCAUAUUGACCCAGAGGAGCUUGCCAAGAAGCAAGAGGAGGCACAGCGGAAAUACGAUGAACACAAGAAGCAGCUUGAAGCAGCAGAUAAACAGAAGGAAGAACUUGAUGCGAAGAUGAGAGCGAUCGAGGCGGAGCGCAAGAAGAUGGCAGAUGCAAUAGCGAAGAAGGCUGGCAAAAAGGCCGCUUCACCCACGCCAGCAGCCAAUGGCUCGGAGGACAACGAACAGACAAAAGCUCUCAAAGAGCAGCUUGCAAAACUCGAGGCAGAAGCCAUGAGCUUGGGCAUUGAUCCGGAUGCAGCAACGAUUAGCUUCGACAGCUACCCAAGCUAUGUACCUCGCGGUAGAGGUGGUUGGAGAGGUCGACCUCGUGGCAGAGGCAGAGGUGGGUUCAAUCCUUCCUUCAGAGGCGGCUGGGGCGGUGCAAGAGGUGGUGCUGUGAUGCGUUUGGAUAACCGACCAAAGACCGUGGCUGUCACAUUUUCGGAAGGUACCUACAACGACCACGACGAGGCAUUGCGGCAGUGGCUCCUGUUUAACGGAUCAGAGUCAGCUACCCUCACCAAGCACCCUCACAAGCAGGCUGCGGCACUGGUGGCAUUUCCAGAGCGCUAUCUGGGUGAGAACUUCAUGAACGCUGCUUCGUCGUCGAAUUUUCCUCUGGCUGGCAAGGCCGAGUUGUCGUGGUAUACCGAGAGCGCCAACGGAAGCCAGGAUGUCAAGAUGGAAGUGACACCAGACACCAACGAGGCUCCAGCGGGAGAAGAUCAGUCCAACGUGCGCGAAAUGGACGACAUAGCCGACGACGAUCACUGGGGAUGA
This is a messenger RNA of Zasmidium cellare ATCC 36951, 2049 nucleotides long. RefSeq lists its product as uncharacterized. Gene Ontology annotation, cellular component: nucleus. NCBI's taxonomy places the organism in Eukaryota, Fungi, Ascomycota, Dothideomycetes, Mycosphaerellales, Mycosphaerellaceae. Gene Ontology annotation, biological process: mRNA processing. The record is from RefSeq and is a predicted model, not a curated record. Gene Ontology annotation, molecular function: metal ion binding; RNA binding. The transcript has a single exon. Bases 1 to 2049 code for a protein of 682 amino acids.